CAGAAGUGCAGUUAGUAACAAAAAAAAUGAUAUCUCCACUUGUUGCCCUCUGUCUGAUCGUUGGGCUCUCGUCCUCCGGUGCUCGCAAACCAGCAAAGUAUACCCUCUGCACCUUCGAUUCGGUCAGCUCGGACAAGUGUUUGGCUGUGGUAAAGGCAUCCAGGGAUGCCAAUCGAGCAUCUCCAUUGCAAUGCGUUUCGCGAAGGAGUCGCACUGACUGCCUGCAGACGGUGAAAAACGAAGAUAAUCAUUAUGUGGUGCUCGAUCAGCAUGAUUAUAUGGCAGCGCGUGAGGCGGGUCUUAGUCCGAUUAUAUUUGCACGCGAAGAGCGAGAGAAUUUCAUUAUAGCCGUGACAGCAAGGAAUAUCAGUCUCAUCGAGUACAAUGAGGCUACACUCAAUUUGGACACUAGCGAUGAGAGAGCCUUCCAUUCCGCGCUGGCAUUCAAUGCGCUACGCGGACGCAAUAUCUGCCCGGAUAGCCCGUCCAUAGCUCAGCGUAGAUCCAUACGAAUUUUGAACUCAGAUCAGUAUAAACCCUUGAACAGCUCGGAGGAUAUAUUGCUGUGUCCGUUUGCUACCUAUGCGGAGACAAAUGCCUUUGCCUCGUGCAACUAUGAUGCGGGUCUACAGAAUGCCGUUUUUGUUUACCAGAAGCGAGGAUUUAAGCCACGCAAAGUGAAGGAAUUGAGACGACAAUUGCUUGAUUUACUGCACAACUUUAAUGGCUAUCAGUUUUUCAAUUUCUUUGAUACAUUCCAGAGCGUAAACGAUGUGAUAUUCAAGAACAACACAAUUGGAUUUGAUCUGCGGCCGAGCUAUGUGAAUGGCAUCGAUGAGAGUGUCUUCAGCGAAUUGCAUUGCAAUGAAUCUGAUCACAAGGACCAUCCUGGACAAUUGGGUGAUGAUUUGGAGACCACAAAAUGAUUAGUUUUUCCCUUGCGAUCCUCGUAAUAGGUGUCGUGAACCGAUCCGCUUGUCGCACAUAAAUUAAACAGAAAAGCAUCAGCAGAAGCAACAAAACAUCAGCAGCAGCAGCUGACUGAUGUCGUCGCAGCUAAUUAACAGUUUUGUUAUAAAUUACACUUAAAGUCA
Messenger RNA from Drosophila obscura, 1094 nucleotides. RefSeq lists its product as uncharacterized. The record is from RefSeq and is a predicted model, not a curated record. Gene Ontology annotation, cellular component: plasma membrane; recycling endosome; early endosome. Gene Ontology annotation, biological process: iron ion transport. The transcript is spliced from 4 exons. Lineage: Eukaryota; Metazoa; Arthropoda; Insecta; Diptera; Drosophilidae. Bases 27 to 926 code for a protein of 299 amino acids.